CCUGUCGUCGCAUUGCAUUCUGGUUCUUGUAGUCGGAUUGUAAUCCUAAACAUUGUUAUUGUCUGUGCAGAGCUCUGCAGCACCAUGAUGUCUGCGGGUAGCACACUGUUUCAGGCAGCUGAGAAUGGAAACGGAGGUAAACAGCGGACACCGUGUCCGUUACACGGCUGCAAACGCGUGUACACGGACACGAACUCUCUGGACGAUCACGUGAAGGACCACGAGAUCCACGCAGAGUGUCUACCUGGGAAGUUGAUGCUGUGCUCCACCAUUGGCUGCAGUGGUUCCUUCCCCAACAUGCAGAAACUGAUGGAGCAUAUGAGGCACCAUCACAAACCCAACAUAUACUUCCUGUGUGAGAACUGUCGCACAAAGCUACGAUCCUACAAAGGUCUCCUCACUCAUCUGCACACCUGUUCAAAAGUGCCGCGGGGGAAACCAAAGCAGCCUGAACCACCACCACCCACUCCAGCUCCAACAAACCCAAACAUGCCCCCCAUGGCCAUGGACCAGGACCCACCACGACUGGAGUCCAUGUCCACAUCCCAACAACCCCCCCCUCAAAUCCAACACACAGAUGGCUCCUUACCUGCUGCAGCUCCUCAGCCGGAGUCUGUGGCCCCCCCUCAUCUUGGUCCCCCUUUCUUGCCUGACCCUGACCCCUCCCCUCCCCAGCUUGUUCCCCAGCAGCUCCUGGCAGAGUCGACCCCUCUGCCUCAGCUCAAGAAGGAAACAUCUGAAGUGCCUCCAUCUCUAAACCUGGAAGGUGACGCAAAGGUGUCCGACCCUCCUGAUGUCAAGGAGCAGCACCAGGCACAAAGAGGGUCUAUUGAGACCACCCACCCUGCUCCCCAGUCUCCUCCUUCCUCAGCUGUUUGGAAGAAGAGUCAAGCUCUCUCCUCCAGCAGACGAGUCCUUUGGGAGCACACUAGGGGGCGCUACACAUGUGUUCAGUGUGGCCACGUUUCAACCAACCGUAAAGAUAUGACUCUACACAUCAGCACUUACCACGGUGUGAACAAACCAGGAGACACAGAGACCUCUGCAGCCAUGUCAUAGUGUCGAGGAAGGGGGAUUCCCUCCAGACGUCAUCUGUCCUUCAUCAAAUGUUCUGUAGAGUUUUAUUUCUAGAGCCUCUCCACACUCCCGGUGAAAACCUGCAGCAGUGUUUUUAGAAAAAUGAUCAUCUAAAACACUUUCAUGACUUCAUAUCAGAUGUCAGACUGCAGGUUCAUUCACUCAUCUCUCCUCAAACACCUGAAGGAACUUCCUUAACCCCUGUUUGCAUCUUCUCUGUAAAUGAUGAACCCUAUAUGUUUGAAUCUGUGAACAGUAACUCCAGCUAAAAUCUGACUUUAGUUUUAGUAUCCAACAUUUACGUUACAUAAAGCACUUAACAGGCUUCUCACUGUUAACCUGGCUGCAGACUUUCAGCUGAUUUCAUGGUGUAUGGUGAUCGGUUUAGUUUGAAGCUCUGAUUUAAACUGCUGUGAAUUAACGUGGAUGAACUAGUCAAACUCCCCUCACCCCAGGUACCCCAGACUGCAGCUCUGCAGUGUUCUUCUUUUGUACUGUGCCAAUAAAAACCCUAAGCUGUUUGCAACAGA
This is a messenger RNA of Notolabrus celidotus (New Zealand spotty), 1607 nucleotides long. RefSeq names its product zinc finger protein 414 (gene znf414). NCBI's taxonomy places the organism in Eukaryota, Metazoa, Chordata, Actinopteri, Labriformes, Labridae. The record is from RefSeq and is a predicted model, not a curated record. The coding region runs from base 85 to 1059 and encodes 324 amino acids. The transcript is spliced from 5 exons.